AAAUGCGUUCCCUGAUUAUUGUUGCUCUGUUGGCCUUCCUGGCUGUUGGCUUCGUGGCUGCCCGCCCGGCCGAGGAUGAGGAUACUGCUGUCGAGGAAGUGGCUGAUGGAGAGGAUACUGCGGCUUCCACUGGUGAUGAGGCAACUCAAGAUUCUGAUGCUGAGGAUACCAAUGCUGAGGAGUCAACUGGCGAGGAAAACGAAGGAGAUUCUGCCAGUGAAACCGAAGGAAAUGCUGCCAGUGAAACCGAAGGAGAUGCUGUCAGUGAAACUGAAGGAGAUGCUGCCAGUGAAACUGAAGGAGAUGCUGCCAGUGAAACUGAAGGAGAUGCUGCCAGUGAAACUGAAGAAAACUCUGUUGAUGAAGAGUCCAGCGAUGCUGAUUCCUCCGAGGAUGAAACCACAACCACCACCGCUAAGCCCAGGAAGCAUAUUCGUCCCUUCUGGCCCAGAUUCGGUGGUCACGGUCCAGUCGUGGUCCGCAGGCGUGGUCUCCUGCUACGCAGGGCCUAAGUCUUCUAGAUUCUUCAACAUUUCUAAAAUACUUUCUAUGAACUAUAAAACUUCUCCUUCUCCAAAUAAAGAAACCGAA
Molecule: messenger RNA, 591 nt
Organism: Drosophila kikkawai
Lineage: Eukaryota; Metazoa; Arthropoda; Insecta; Diptera; Drosophilidae
Product: clumping factor A
Source: RefSeq, a predicted model, not a curated record